This is a messenger RNA of Erythranthe guttata (spotted monkey flower), 1043 nucleotides long. NCBI's taxonomy places the organism in Eukaryota, Viridiplantae, Streptophyta, Magnoliopsida, Lamiales, Phrymaceae. The record is from RefSeq and is a predicted model, not a curated record.
GACGUGCGUAUAUCUGGUGAUUUGGCGCCAAAGUUGAAGCACUUGAGCAUAUGUAUGUGUUGGAGUAUCGGUACCAUGGAGAUUAGAGACAUGACGAACCUCGAAUCUAUGAGGUUUCAUGAAUUUCCGUAUUUUUGUCUCCUCGCGAUAGAAAAUGUGCCGAGGCUUGUUGAGUUGGAAACUAAUUGUGUCGAGAUCGGAACUGAAAUCCUCUCACGCGGCAAUAUAAUUAGUGAGCAAUUGGCGAAGGUUAAACAUGUUGAGUUGGAAUGUCUUAUGUUCAGGAAUACUAUUGACUCCCACGAACUCGUUCGUUUCAUCGACGCGUGUCCGUGCUUGCAGAGACUCGAGAUUAAGUUUACGGCAACAAACUUUCACGAUAGGUAUUAUCAUAUGAAGGUGGUGAACAAGACCUCAAAUGAUGAUCAUCCGAAAACGGUGAAACUGUCGGGAAUCAAAGCGUCUCCGAACGAAGUGGAACUCGGGGUGCUCGUUGUUGAAAAAGCUACGGCACUUGAAGAGCUUAUCGUGGAAAUUAGCCCCGACAAAAGCUACACAAACCGACAAAGGAUUAUAGCUCGUAUACGGAAAGAAUUUCAACCAAUACUACAAGAUUCGGUUAAUUUUGUUGUUGUCUAGAUAUUUAAUUUAAUCUAAGACCAUCGAAUUUAUAUUAUAUGCUGCUUGGCUGUGCUUUCAGAAUGUUAACAAAAUUGUUUUUCAAGUCCUGUUUGUGCCAUCUUGGGGCAAACAAGUUUAUAUAUAUAACAGCAGUUCUUUUCAAUAAUUUUCUGACAUGAUUAGCAUAUUACGUAAAUUACAAUAAACUCAUUAUAGAUUAAAGUAACUCUAUCAACAUAAAUCAAAUACAUAAGACACAUGUGGCAAUAUAUACAGCAAUAUGUAUAUACAGCAAUAUGUACCUGUCAUCAUAAAAUAAAAAUAGACCAAAAAAUAAAAAUCAACCACACAUAGAACAUGUUCAACAAAAAGAAAAUCGAUCAAAUUCCUUUAAUCCCAAAGUUCAAAGAUUCUAAAUAACA